CUGCUGGCAGUUGGGUUCUUAACAACUUGGCUUUCGGACUGUGAACAAGGUCAAUGCAAGAGGCAGGCUGAACAACACAACACAAGAAGUCUCUGCUGAACGAGGGAUGUUCAAUUUGACGAAAAUGCCCAGUUCUGGUGAUAAGAGUAGGAUCCAGUCCCAAUUCACCAGUGGCUCCAACGACAUAUGCGCCAAGAGAAAUGUCACGAUUCGUCUUCGGGACAUUUACGAUCCCAAGCCUUCUCCCAAAGCUCCGGUUCGGAUUCGCCCUCCAGGUCCAAGACCUCCAUCAGUGAAGGAACUCAAUUUAAAGCAAAGCUCGGCAGGUGAUCCUCCAACCAAGACCAUCAUGAGGAGGCGAGCUCAGUCUCUUCCUUCCUCUGCAGGAAGGAAAAAGGAAAUUCGAAGCCUGCAGGUACGCUUUGUUGACUCUUUGGGCCUCGAGUUAGAGGAUGUUAAAGUCUUCAAAGUUCAAGAGGAGCCACUGAUACCCCAACAUGUCAUGUUCAGACUACUGAUGAGCUCAGAGCUGGCUUUCGGGAAGUCAUUAGAACUUUCUCUGCCUUACUUCAAACCUUGUUUCCCUGAAGAUAUGAGCACUCAAGCUGACUUUUAUAACCGUCUUUGCUCUCAGAGUGUGUGUCUGGAGCAGGUUUCAUGUUCAGAGCAGGGGAUAACAGGCACUAUACAAGUAAUUAAUUUAGCUUAUGAGAAGGAAGUCACAGUGCAAUACUCUUUCACCAACUGGAGAACACACACAGACACAACGGCAACCUGGGUGUCAAGCGGGAACCAUGAGAAACACAAAGCUCCAGAAAACGAUAUCUUCAGAUUUCGUCUGCCUGUCCCACCCUUUAUUUUGCAGCCAGGAGCCAUGUUAGAAUUUGCCAUCUGCUACCGUGUUAAAGGACGUAAUCAUUGGGACAAUAACAAUGGACAUAAUUACAAACUGUCCUGCCACAGUUACAACGUGACUGUGCCGAGGGAGUGUGAAGACAGCAUGCUGCAUUUCACCUGAACAUCCACAUGGUGGUGCUGUUACACCUGCACAUAAAUACUAUGGGGGAGAGAACAAGCAAAACAACUUUACAGUAACUACGUUUCCCUUUACUUUUAACAAGCAGAGGUGAAAUGUCAUUUUGAAAAUGUAGUACACCUUUUCAGUACUUUUCCACUUUAUACUGUAUUUUUAUUUCACUAUAGUUCAGAGGCAUGUAUUGCACUUUCUCUACAUUAUCAGUGAACAACUGUGAUUACAUUUCAGAUUAACAUGUAUGGUCAGUUUAAACAACAAUGUAACUACAGUAAAUGCGUAACAACCUAAUGUAUAACACAGCUUAAAUUAUGCUUACAUCUUAUAGUGGAUAACGAUAUUACACUGACCUGUUGCAUAAUACUUGUAAUCCAGUAUUGUGUUUACUUUAGCCAAGGAUUUAGUACUAGAUGUUCUAUCCGUGAUCAACUUGAAUUGACAAUAGUAGUUGCAGAGGGUCAUUAGGUGACAUUUGAAUAUACUUCUAAAACUAAUUACACAACUUUUUUAAAAAAAUGCAUCUACAAGAAAAUUAACAGUGGUUUUACGAUCAAGUAAAUUCUAUUCUUAAUUACAAAUCUGCAUCUUAUAGAUUAUUGAAGUUUGAUAUAAUACAUUGGUGUUCAUAAUGUGAAAUAUAAAAACUUGUCAGCUUCCCUACAUGUUUGUACUUCAGCCAUAGGGGUGUGCCAACAAGUCAUGCAUUUAGCACUUCCACUAUAGGCAAAACAUACCACUAAGCUGGGGACUGGGUAAUAUUUAGAGAAAUUAACUCUUUUAUAAUCAUCAACGAUUUAAUUAUUAAACCAUUAAUUUACAGGAAAAAGAAAGAAAUUCUAACAUCAUUAUGAAAGGGAACCACAAUGUUGCACAAGUUCCCAAAAUGUAGCUCAAAAGCAACACCCUUUUGGUUUAUAACGCUGGCUUUCUGAUUACAUUUGAACAUCUCUAGCCGGAGCCGAGAUAACCCCUUUAUAAAAAUGAGAGUAUUUAUGUUCUCCUACUGGGCUUUUAUUCAGAUUAAAUCUCUGCCACCUUUGAGAAUCUGCUCACUCUGCACUUCUGGUGACCCACUUUCAUAAUAGACAGUGUUAUUAUUGUUGUAUCUUAAUAGCAAGUUUUCUCCAGGUGACAAAACCUAUUUUUUCAUACAUAGAAACAACUUUGUAGUCACUGUAUUCUCUGCUAUGAACAAGGCUUGACCCCAUUCUUCUGGAGCUGGUUUUGUUUUUGGAGGAUUACAGUGUUUGCUCCUCUGUUACACUGCGACCCGCUCCCUCAGAUCCCCGACAGCGCUGACCUUUCAACAAAAAAGUUUCCACUGACAUGAGAGGCCAGAUUCCUUUUGACUUUUUGGCAGCAGUGUUUGGCUCAUGGGAGGACAUUCUUCCAGUAGCAUGCCGCGGCUGGAUGGCAUGCUUUAAACAUGAUCGCAGCUUCUGAACAGCCAAAACAUUACUGCGCAUGACGAGACUCUUAAAAAAAUCUGUGAAAAGGCAGGCACAGAAGUUGAACAUUGCUGAAAUGUAAAUAAACAUGUCUGUAUAUAAAUGAAGCUAUAUCUGA
Gymnodraco acuticeps is the source of this 2599-nucleotide messenger RNA. RefSeq names its product protein phosphatase 1, regulatory subunit 3Db (gene ppp1r3db). Gene Ontology annotation, cellular component: protein phosphatase type 1 complex. The transcript has 2 exons. Bases 107 to 1018 code for a protein of 303 amino acids. Gene Ontology annotation, biological process: regulation of glycogen biosynthetic process. The record is from RefSeq and is a predicted model, not a curated record. Gene Ontology annotation, molecular function: glycogen binding; protein phosphatase 1 binding. Lineage: Eukaryota; Metazoa; Chordata; Actinopteri; Perciformes; Bathydraconidae.